UGGCCUUUCAAUACCAAAACCUUUUUUGGCCGGUAAAAUGAUGGGUCAAAUAGAAAAAGAAGACAACGAUAAUAAUAAUAAUAACAAUAAUAAUUAUGAUGAAGAAGCUUUUAUGCAAUACAUGACAAGUCUUCGUCCAUUUGAACCUCCAGGAUUGAAUACUAGAAAUAUGUGUGAAGAAAAGAGUUCAACAACGACACUGACAGUUGAAGUGGAUCCAUCUUAUUUCUUGAAUCAUAAUAAUAAUCAUGAUGAAAUAGCCGAUUAUUUAACAGCUAUGCAAGAAAAACUAGAUCUACUUUAUGAUGAAAGGAUAAGAAGAAAGCCACAGUUGUCGACGAAAAAGAAACUACGACGUUUACGAAAACGUAAAUGUUUUUUCGAAAAGAAUUAAAAAUAUCUGUAUACAUAUUCAUAUAAUAAUAAUAAUACCAUAUAAUACGUUUCUUUUCUUUUUUGUAAUAUAUUAGAUAAACAAUAUAUAUUUAUAUAUAUAUAUAGCAAAAUAAAAUGUAUUCCUUUUUAUAAUAAGACAGUCUAUCAUUAUGUAUUAUCUUACUACUACAUUCGAUAAUUAUGCUGCCACCGCUUUAUCAUAAUAAUUUUGUAUAUUUUAUCUUUAAUAGUCACCAUUUUUUUUUUCCUUCUAUAGUUCUCAGUUUGAAAAUAAAUCAUACGAUUUUUUUUU
Cokeromyces recurvatus is the source of this 688-nucleotide messenger RNA. RefSeq lists its product as uncharacterized. The record is from RefSeq and is a predicted model, not a curated record. The transcript is spliced from 2 exons. The coding region runs from base 38 to 394 and encodes 118 amino acids. Lineage: Eukaryota; Fungi; Mucoromycota; Mucoromycetes; Mucorales; Mucoraceae.